Penicillium macrosclerotiorum is the source of this 1500-nucleotide messenger RNA. Its product is annotated as 25S rRNA (adenine645-N1)-methyltransferase. Bases 1 to 1500 code for a protein of 499 amino acids. The transcript has a single exon. NCBI's taxonomy places the organism in Eukaryota, Fungi, Ascomycota, Eurotiomycetes, Eurotiales, Aspergillaceae. The record is from RefSeq and is a predicted model, not a curated record. Gene Ontology annotation, biological process: ribosomal large subunit biogenesis; rRNA methylation. Gene Ontology annotation, cellular component: nucleolus. Gene Ontology annotation, molecular function: rRNA (adenine) methyltransferase activity.
AUGUUCGCCGUCCCCGGGUGGUCGGUUUCCAGCGCGGCGCUCAAGCAGCAGACUCAGCCGUCGCAAGCCCAACAAUCCUCCGCAUCGACCGCCGAAGGUUCCACGCCUAAUUCGAAGAACAAGAACAACAAGCGCAAGCGUGGAAAUGAUCAUGUCACUUCGGGAAAUGUCAAUGAGAUGUACCGUAAGCACAUCGAGGGACACGACGAGAGCAAGCCCUGGAAGAAGAAGAAAGAAGGCAAGCAGGCCGCUACCGCGCCCCCCAAGCCUGCCAAUGACGCCGUAAAGGCGACCCCAACCGAGUCCACACCGGAGGAAGGACAAUCGAAGAAGAAGCAGAAGAAGAACAAGAAGAACAAGGGCAAUGCCACCGAAGCCGACAAGGCCCAGGAGGAUGCUGUUCCUGCUUCUGCUGAGGCGAAACCCGCAGCUCUGGCUUCCACAAUUGCUCCAGUACCUCCUACGACUUCGGCAACCCUGACUCCGCUCCAACAAGCGAUGCGCCAAAAGCUGAUCUCAUCUCGUUUCCGCCAUUUGAACGAAACUCUCUAUACAACCGAUUCCUCCAAGGCCGUCGAGCUGUUCAACGCGAACCCCGAACUCUUCGAUGAAUACCAUGCUGGCUUCUCUCGCCAGGUGAAGGAGUCCUGGCCCUCCAACCCCGUUGAUGGCUACAUUCAAGCUGUGCGCCGGCGCGGCGCCGUUCCAAUCCCCAAGCGAGGCAACAAGCCCCAGCCUAACAAGCCCCUGCCUCUCCCCCGUCGUCCCAACGGAACCUGCAAUUUCGCCGAUCUGGGAUGCGGUGAUGCCGCAUUUGCGAGAGCAUUGACCCCGUCUGCCAAGAAGCUGAACCUGAAGCUCAACAGUUACGAUCUCCAGGCCCCCGAUCCCCUCAUCACCAAGGCUGAUAUUUCCAAAUUACCCCUGGAAGAUGGCUCCGUGGAUGUGACCAUCUUCUGCUUGAGUCUGAUGGGCACGAACUGGGUUUCCUUCGUGGAGGAGGCAUGGCGAGUGCUGCGCAGUGACGGGAAGGGCGAGUGCUGGGUCAGCGAGGUCAAGAGUCGCUUCGGCAAAGUCACCCGCAAGAAGUCCCAGAUCGGCGCGCAGAAGCCGCAGAGCAAGAAUGACAAGAAGAAGCCGAAGAAGGGCAAGAAGGGCGACGACGCAGACUCCGAUAUCGACGAAGCUGAUAUCUUUGCCGAGGAUGCCCGCCCUUCAACAGACAAUGACGAGACCGACAUCUCGGCAUUUGUUGAAGUUUUCCGGUCUCGCGGAUUCGUCCUGCGCCCAGAGUCUCUUGACAAGUCCAACAAAAUGUUUGUGAAAAUGGAAUUCGUGAAGCAGGGUGGAGCGCCGACUAAGGGAAAGCACGCGACAGGCUUAAGUGCUCCGGGCAAGGGAGGGAAACGUUUUGUGGACCGGAAGACCGAGACUGACGGGGCAAUGACUGCUGAGCAGGAAGCUCAGGUGCUGAAGCCUUGUGUGUAUAAGAUUCGGUAG